Cricetulus griseus (Chinese hamster) is the source of this 2108-nucleotide messenger RNA. Lineage: Eukaryota; Metazoa; Chordata; Mammalia; Rodentia; Cricetidae. The record is from RefSeq and is a predicted model, not a curated record.
ACGCUUCUCUUUCCGUCCGAAGCCAGAUCCCUACUGUCAAGCUAAGUAUACGUUCUGUCCUACUGGCUCACCCAUCCCAGUGAUGAAGGACAAUGACAUCAUCGAAGUCUUAAGACUACAAACCCCUGUCUGGGAAUUUAAAUAUGGAGACCUCCUGGGACACUUUAAAAUUAUGCAUGAUGCUAUCGGAUUCAGGAAUACACUGACUGGCAAGAAUUACACAAUGGAAUGGUAUGAGCUUUUUCAGCUUGGCAACUGUACAUUUCCUCACCUUCGACCUGAAAUGGAUGCUCCGUUCUGGUGUAACCAAGGAGCGGCCUGCUUUUUUGAAGGAAUUGAUGAUAAACACUGGAGGGAAAACGGGACAUUAGCUCCAGUUGCAACCAUGUCAGGAAACACAUUUAACAAAAUGGCAGAGUGGGUGAAACAGGACAAUGAAACAGGUAUUUAUUAUGAGACAUGGACGGUCCAGGCCAGCCCAGGAAAAGGGAUGGAGACAUGGUUUGAAUCCUACGACUGUUCAAAAUUUGUGUUAAGGACAUAUGAGAAACUGGCUGAAUUUGGAGCAGAAUUCAAGAAGAUAGAAACAAACUAUACAAGAAUAUUUCUUUACAGUGGAGAACCUACUUACUUGGGAAAUGAAACAUCUAUUUUUGGGCCAAAAGGAAACAAGACUCUUGCUUCAGCCAUAAAGGAAUUUUAUGCCCUCUUCAAACCACAUCUGUCAACUAAAGAAUUUCUGUUGAGUCUCUUGAAAAUUUUUGAUUCAGUGAUUAUGCACAGAGAGUUCUACCUGUUUUAUAACUUUGAGUAUUGGUUUCUACCUAUGAAAUUCCCCUUUGUCAAAAUAACAUAUGAGGGACUCCCUUUACCUACCAGACGCACCGCACUUCCUGACCUGUGACACUUUGCUUUCCCUGCUCUCCCCACCUGCCUGCAGCCAUUCUCUUCCAGGGCUGUUUUUACAUCGUGCCUUUCUUCACUUUCCCUCCUCGGGGUAGCAAGGUGAAGUGCUCAUUGUUGGAAGUGCAGUAUACUGACAUUCACAACUCUUGGAAAGAAGCAGAAACCAGAACUGUAUUGGCCAAAGGGAAUGCAGUGCCAUCUUGAUCUUACUGAGAAUCAGUUGAUCUCAGCCAUGGAGUUCUGUGAUCCCAGUGCUGACAUUUUUCUAGGGCUACCUUUUCUGUUAUGGUAGUGCUGUUUCUUAGUUUAAGGGCUUUUGGGUCAUUUAAAGAAUAGAUAUUUUUUAUAGCUGUUGUAACUUUGGGGUCUGACUGCUUUCUAGUUACAUAACCUGAAGACUUGACAGGACUCCAUUGCUGGAACAGUGCCUCUGGACAUGGUAAAUACAGUAUUAAAGAGCAGAAUGUCUCACCACUGUUUUAGAAUUGGCUAGCUGUUGUGAUAUAAGCAACUUAACAUCUCUAAAUGAUUCUUUGGCGGGGAAUGUGAAGAAGGUUGAGGGCACCUAUGUUGGCCUAGGAAGGGCACAAUGAAUGCAUAUAUGGCCUCAGAGGACUAUUGAGAUUAAAGGAGCACAAGCUGGCGUGCUUGAUUUUUUCCUAAUAGAUUACAGGCUAUCUGUUCCUGUGUCCUAACAAGGCUAUACAGAAGAAGAGGGUACUUUUUCCUGGAAAGGAUGGGAUUUUGUUAAGGACCUUCAAUUCACUAUGUUUUACUAGGAGCAUUAGACAGGUUCUCAAGGUCAUGUAUUUAUCAGUUAAACCAUUUUUUUCUUUUGUUCUUUUCCCCUAUCCAUAAAAACACACUAGCACCACAAUGGGGAAAAAGUCUGUUGAAUAUGCAAAUGUGCCAUUAUUCAGUUUCACCUAGUAUUUGAUUGUUCUUGAGAGGUUAGUACACUACUGUUUAGCUGUCAUAGAAAGCCUCAUCAUCUCUGCUGGCCCAGAUGCAUUAAGUCCGGGCUUAGCAAGGUUAAGUGACCUGGAAUUGUGUUUUCACUCGGGUUAUGCCGAAUGCAUGGGUACGAUGGAUGCUUUUCAGUAGUAUUCAGACUGUGGCCUUUAGACCAGUAUCUGUGCACCAAAUGUUACCUAUCUGUGUUGUUUCUGUUCAGUCUAAUAAAAACAAAAGACGAAACCAGG